Molecule: messenger RNA, 3917 nt
Organism: Meriones unguiculatus (Mongolian gerbil)
Lineage: Eukaryota; Metazoa; Chordata; Mammalia; Rodentia; Muridae
Gene: Zc3h7a
Product: zinc finger CCCH-type containing 7A
Exons: 23
Coding region: 299-3217 (972 amino acids)
Biological process (GO): miRNA processing
Molecular function (GO): miRNA binding; metal ion binding; protein binding
Source: RefSeq, a predicted model, not a curated record
CCGGUUAAGGGGUGGUCAGCGCAGGGGUGUGGUCAGGCUGGAAGGUCCUGGCUGGGCCCACGGGGUGUUGCCUGCGCCCUGAUAGGGUGAAUUUAUUCCGGGACUGGGCGUCUUCGAGACCCUAGUUGUUAAGGGGUCAGAGAGGGUUCACAGUGUUGAGUAUUUAAGACCGAGGGCGGCUGGUGAAACUAGACCUGCGCUGUCCACCAAGGUGGCCACUGGUCACGUGGGGCCGUCGAGCGCUCGAAUGUGGCAAGACUUGAGAUUGCUCAUUUAGCAAGUGGAUGUGCGGGGUAACAUGUCCAGUGUGUCCGAGGAGAGAAGAAAGAGGCAACACAACAUUAAGGAAGGUCUACAGUUCAUCCAGUCUCCGUUGUCAUAUCCAGGGACCCAGGAGCAAUAUGCGGUAUAUUUGCACGCUCUUGUAAGAAAUCUUUUUAAUGAAGGAAAUGAUAUUUAUCGGGAAUGUGAUUGGAGUAGCUCUUUAAGUCAGUACUCGGAAGCUUUGAAUAUAGCUGAUUAUGCAAAGUCUGAAGAAAUUGUAAUUCCUAAAGAAAUCAUUGAAAAACUCCAUAUAAAUCGUAUUGCCUGCUAUUCUAAUAUGGGUUUCCAUGAUAAAGUUUUAGAAGACUGUAAUGCUGUCCUCAGUGUUAAUGCCAAUAACUGCAAGGCUCUGUAUCGGAAGUCUAAGGCUCUAAGUGACUUAGGACGCUAUAGAGAGGCCUAUGAUGCUGUUGCGAAGUGCUCCUUAGCAGUGCCUCAGGAUGAGCAUGUAAUAAAACUAACUCAAGAAUUAGCUCAGAAAUUGGGAUUUAAAAUAAGGAAAGCAUAUGUUAGAGCCGAGCUCUCACUGAAACCAGUUCCUGGGGACGGAGCUACCAAGGCUCUGAACUAUUCUGUGGAAGAUAUUGAGCCAGAUUUGUUAACCCCAAGGCAAGAAGUACUUCCAGUUGUCUCCUUUCCUACAUCCAGUUUUUCUCAUGACAUUGGGAGUGAGCUGGCCUCAGUUCCUAUAAUGCCUGUAACUUCUGUUUUGCAACUGCAAGUGGAUGAGAACCCUCUGCCAUCUACAGUGUUUGCAAAUGGAGGGAAGAUCCCAUUCACCAUGUCAGAUGCUUUUGUAGAUGAUGGAGACAUUGUCCUUGGGGAUGAAAUAGAUGAUCUCCUUGAUUCUGCCCCAGAAACAAAUGAUACUGUUAUGUCCUCCACCCUGGUCAGAGGACCCCUCUCAACAGCCAGCGUGCCUCCUAGCUUGCCCUUCAGGACAACAUCCCUGCUUGGAACCUUGCCCAUUGGUGCAAGGUAUGCUCCUCAACCCUCCUUUGCAGAGCUGUAUCCACCUCUGACUUCAUCCUUGGAAGACUUUUAUUCUUCUUUAAAUUCAUUUUCACUGACUGAAUCCAAACGAGAUCUGUCCACCUCAACUGCUAGAGAGGGAGCAACGCUUAACAACAGUAAUUCCUCCCUUUUACUUAUGAAUGGACCAGGUAGUUUGUUUGCCUCUGAAAAUUUCCUGGAAAUUGCAAGAGAGCCUAGAAAUGACUUUGGAAACUUUUUUGGAAGUGUGAUUGCUAAACCAGUUUCAUCAGUGACUCCUAGGCAUCCCCUUGAAGGAACCCAUGAGCUGAGGCAAGCUUGCCAGAUCUGCUUUGUAAAAUCAGGCCCUAAGUUAAUGGAUUUCACUUACCAUGCUAAUCUAGAUCAUAAAUGUAAGAAAGAUAUUUUAAUUGGUAGGAUAAAAAAUGUUGACGAUAAAUCAUGGAAAAGAAUACGUCCAAGACCAACAAAAACAAAUUAUGAAGGACCAUAUUAUAUAUGUAAAGAUGUUGCUGCUGAGGAUGAAUGUCGAUACUCUGGCCACUGUACCUUUGCUUAUUGCCAAGAAGAGAUAGAUGUGUGGACCCUGGAAAGAAAAGGGGCAUUCAGUCGAGAGGCUUUCUUCGGUGGCAAUGGAAAGAUCAGCCUUACUGUGGUCAAGGUUCUGCAAGAGCAUCUUGGAGAGUUUACAUUCCUUUGUGAGAAAUGUUUUGAUCAUAAACCUAGAAUGAUAAGUAAAAGAAAUAAAGAUGAUUCCACUGCUUGUUCUCACCCCGUUACAAAGCAUGAAUUUGAGGACAAUAAGUGCCUUGUCCACAUUUUGAGAGAGACCACAGUGAAAUAUUCAAAAAUACGUUCUUUUCAUAGUCAGUGUCAGCUUGAUUUAUGUCGACAUGAGGUCCGUUAUGGCUGCUUAAGGGAAGAUGAGUGUUUCUAUGCCCAUAGUCUUAUUGAGUUGAAAGUCUGGAUAAUACAAAGUGAAAGAGGUAUCUCUCAUGAUGUUAUUGCUCAAGAAUCCGAACAGUAUUGGAAAAGCUUAGAAGCAAGCAUGCCUGGAGCACAGGUACUUGGCAAUCAAAUAAUGCCUGGAUUACUUAACAUGGAGAUAAAGUUUGUAUGUGCUCAGUGUCUGAGAAAUGGCCAAGUCAUUGAACCAGACAAGAACAGAAAGUACUGCAGUGCCAAAGCACAGCACUCGUGGACCAAAGAACGUCGUGCGAUGAGAGCGAUGUCUUUUGAACGUAAGAAGUGGAUGAACAUCCGUCCUCUCCCCACAAAGAAACAAAUGCCUUUACAGUUUGAUCUUUGCAACCAUAUUGCUAAUGGAAAAAAAUGUCAGUAUGUUGGCAACUGUUCAUUUGCUCAUAGUCAAGAGGAACGAGAAGUGUGGACUUACAUGAAGGAUAACAAAAUACAUGAUAUAGAACAAUUUUAUGAACUCUGGCUGAAGAAUCAAAGAAGUGAGAAAAGUGAUGAUGUAGCCAGUCACUCUAACAAAGACAAUGGGAAACAGAUCCACAUGCCAACAGAUUAUGCUGAGAUUACUGUGGACUUCCACUGCUGGAUGUGUGGGAAGAACUGUAACAGUGAGAAGCAAUGGCAAGGCCAUAUCUCCUCUGAGAAGCACAAGGAGAAGGUUUUCCACACUGAGGAUGACCAGUACUGCUGGCAGCACCGCUUCCCCACCGGGUACUUCAGUAUUUGUGAGAGGUAUAUGAAUGGCUCUUGUGCAGAAGGAAGCAGCUGUAAAUAUGCACAUGGAAAUGCUGAACUUCAUGAAUGGGAAGAAAGAAGAAAGGCCCUACAGAUGAAACUCAAGAAAGCACGAAAAGAUCACUUAAUUGCCCCAAAUGAUAAUGACUUUGGAAAAUAUAGUUUUUUGUUUAAAGAUUUAAAGUAAUAUGCUGGCUUUUAUGUAACCCAAUCAGAGCACUGACCAGAAAACUUGGAAGUGUUGAAAGGCACGUAGCAAAGGAGCCGCAGAUUUUCUGCAUGAUUGGCAUCUAUUGUUCCUCCUGAGCAGCAACCCACAGUAGAUAGGAAAAUGGCUGUUGACAGGCCUGGCCCAGCUCUCUCAGAGCCACUGGCAUCAGAUGGCGAAGUGACUUGCUGCCGGGUUGCUGUCUGUUGGACAACUUUUGGAUGAGGUGUGUUGGGGAAGAGGAUAAGGCUUACUAGGAUGACUCUCUGAGAUAAGAACCAUGGCCAUGAAAGAAUCGGUAUAUGCUGGGAUCAGAAUACAUGAUGGAUGAAAUUCUUUGUGUUUUAGUGGAAUGAAUUUAUUUGAUAAAAUAAAGUUUGCUACUUAUCUGUAUGUAGGUUGCUAAAAAGGAUUUUCUUAACUCAAAUUUUUAAGCCAAAUAACCAUUUAACAUUAGUAUCUGUUAAAUGGGUAUUUUCUGUAUUUGUAUGUUUCACUGUGAUAAGGGAACUGAUGAUCAUGUACAUCAAGAAUAUUUUGAAAAUAAUCAAUUGACAUAUUUUAUUUCUUGGUCUUUUGCUGUUUAAAUGAUGAUUUUGAAAGAUUAAACUUGUAUUGUUGGUAUUGUGUAGUGUAUGAACCAAUAUUGCUUGUAAUAAAAGAUUUUAUAGAGAGACAA